This is a messenger RNA of Octopus bimaculoides (California two-spot octopus), 1543 nucleotides long. RefSeq names its product regulator of G protein signaling 7. The record is from RefSeq and is a predicted model, not a curated record. Gene Ontology annotation, molecular function: GTPase activator activity. NCBI's taxonomy places the organism in Eukaryota, Metazoa, Mollusca, Cephalopoda, Octopoda, Octopodidae. Gene Ontology annotation, biological process: intracellular signal transduction; regulation of G protein-coupled receptor signaling pathway; positive regulation of GTPase activity. Gene Ontology annotation, cellular component: neuron projection; plasma membrane; cytoplasm.
UUAUAAUUAACAGACAGCAUUAAAUCGACUGAAGACUAUGUAUUCUGAUAAAUGGAAUAUGAUCAAUACCCAGGCAGAAAAUCAAGUGCGGAUUGCUAAGGAGAAAAAGAAAACCGACAAAAUGAUAUGUGAUAGUCAAGAGAGGGCUUUCUGGCGAGUGCAUAAACCAGCACCAGGACAAAUAAAAUCUUUUGAGGAACAAUCAAAGAGGAACUUCUCACCAUCACAGAUAACUGCCAAAAAGGAAAGUAAGGAGUAUUUACAAAAUAAGGUAAACAAUCUGACAGCCUCUCUAGAAAAACCAAGGAUGCGUAUGUCAAAGGUCAUUGAAAGCUAUCAGAAUCGGGUAGAGCAAUAUCAUGAUUUUGAUCCAUUCUUCUGUCCUCCUCAUCCAUCCAAUCCAUGGAUUACUGAUGAUACCACAGCCUGGACAGCAAGCUCAAACUGUGAUCAACCAACUGAAAAACGGGUUAAGAUGUGGAGCUUUGGCUUACAUGAAUUACUCUCGGACAGAGCUGGACUCGUCUGCUUUGAAUCGUUUCUCAGGAAAGAGUUUAGCCAUGAAAACAUCCACUUCUGGCUGGCCUGUAAAACCCUCAAGUCCUGUGCACAGUCUCAAGUGGCAAGUCAGGUCGAGAAAAUCUAUGAAGACUUUCUGGAACGUGGUGCUCGCUGUGAGAUAAACAUUGAUUGUAAGACAAUGGAGGAAGUGCAAGCAAACCUCAAGAAGAAGCUAUCCAGAUAUACAUUCGACCCUGCACAAAGUCAUAUCUAUACUCUCAUGAAGAAGGACAGUUAUGCACGAUUCCUUCGUUCUGAUGAAUAUAAAACUUUACUUGCCAACGCUGUACAACCAACCAGCAAGAAAAAGUUCUUCUCGUUUACAAGUACCAAAAAACGUACCCCAACCCCUAGCCCUCUCAUGAAACGUAGAGGUAGCACCUCAAGUGACCACUCCGAAAUGGGUCUUGGAGCUCCUGGCGCUCCGUGUCAUUCCUAUAGUACUGGAAACCUAAAGGAUCUCGGAAAUAACACAGCUGCAUACAAGUAACUAAAAGCACCAUUCCUUCACAAACACGGAAUCGUGGACUUAGUCAACUUGGCCUCUUUUCAGUUUUUGUUUACGGUUUUUCUCCCACUUUUUUGUGCAUCAUGCCCUUUUAAUCAUUUCUGUUGGCAUUUUUUCUCAUUUUUACCCAAUUUUUCCUCUUAUAAACCCAUUUAUUUCUAACUACUGCCACAAACUACCAGUUUUUGGUCGCAUUUAAAAAAAAAAAUUAUUUUCACCCUUUUUUUCAUUUAUCUAAUUUUGUUUGUUCGUUAUGAUAAUGUAAUUACUGUAAUCAUUAUCAUCAUCUUGAUUGUUAUAUUGCGGCAAUGCUAAUUCUUUGUCAAGUUGUUGUAAUUACAGAGAUCCUUUGUGUGUUACUUGUUCUGUUUCCUUGUUUUUACUAUUUUCGAUGUUAAUUUUUGUGUUUAUAAUUCUUGUUAUUUUUUUUGUUAUUUUAUUAUCAUUUAUUAUUAAAUGUGAAAAAAAAAACUA